Messenger RNA from Pteropus alecto (black flying fox), 4767 nucleotides. It is a transcript of the gene ZNF112, whose product is annotated as zinc finger protein 112. Lineage: Eukaryota; Metazoa; Chordata; Mammalia; Chiroptera; Pteropodidae. The transcript is spliced from 5 exons. Gene Ontology annotation, biological process: regulation of transcription by RNA polymerase II. Bases 151 to 2877 code for a protein of 908 amino acids. Gene Ontology annotation, molecular function: RNA polymerase II cis-regulatory region sequence-specific DNA binding; DNA-binding transcription factor activity, RNA polymerase II-specific. The record is from RefSeq and is a predicted model, not a curated record.
CUGGGGCCGCGUCCCUUCUCCCGGCGGGAUUUCUGGGAAGCGUAGUCCAGGAGGUCUCUAGGCAGAGUCAUUUCCGCCGCAGGUACAGGAGGCCGCGGCCUUCAUUCUUCUCGAAAAGGUCUCCGCCUUUCCCUAGGAAAAAAGGAGAAAAUGACCAAGUUGCAGGAGACAGUGACAUUCAAGGACGUGGCUGUGGUCUUCACGGAGGAGGAGCUGGGGCUGCUGGACGCCGCCCAGAGGAAGCUGUACCGAGACGUGACGCUGGAGAACUUCAGGAACCUGGUCUCAGUGGGGAGUCAGCCCCUCAAACCAGACCUGAUAUUCCAGCUGGAGAGAGAAGAAAAGCUUUCAAGGGUGGAGACAGAAACCCAGAGAGAUGGGUGUUCAGGAACCAAGAAUCAACAUAAUAUGGAGAGUAUUCAAGACGUAGGAUUAAGCUACUUUUCCCCCGAAGACCUUUCCACCUGGCAGUCCUGGCAACAGUGUGCAGGCGGAUUACCCAGGUGUCAAGAUGCCAUGAAAAACUUUCGAGGGAAUAUUUCUAAGUUGGAAAAUCAAGGUGAUUCCCCAUGUCAGGUUUGGACAGGAAUACCAGUUCGGAUUUCUGAAGAUGGGAACUAUACAUUGACUCAUAUAAGAGAUGUUUCCAGUUACACAAAAAAUCAAGAAUUUUCACCUUGGCGAGCCCAGAAUUCUUGGAGGAAAAUGUAUCUGAUAGGGUCACAUAAUUAUAAGUGUAGAUGUCAGCAAAUUUCCAUGAAACAUAACUUCUGUAAGUGUGACAGCGUCAGUUGUAUCUCACAUCACAACGAUAAUCUGGGAGUACACAGAACAGAAAAAAACUACAGUUGCCAUGACUGUGGAGAAGAAAUCAUGAAGGUUUCAUUGCUUAAUGAAGACUUAAUUCAAACAGGGCCAAAGCCUUUCCCCUGUGAUGAGCACAGAACAGCCUUCCGCGAUGACAUUCACUCUGAGUUUCAUCAGCAGUUACACUUAGAAGGGGAGUCCCGUGCAUACAGCCUACAAGGAAAGGGCUGUGGUUAUACUUCAGUUCUUCAUUUUCACCGAAGGGUUCAUAGAGGAGAGGUUUGCAUGUUUGAGAGUUCACAUCUGCCAUCCCAUCAGAGAAUAUAUACAGAGGAGAAGCCAUGUCAGUGUGGGUGUGGUCAGAACUUUAACCGGCGCUCCUCCCUUCACACUUAUGAACUUAUUCACGCGGGAGAGACAGCCUGUAGAUGCAACAUUUAUGAGAAAACCUUCAGUCAUAGCUUAGAUCUUAAUAAUAUUUUUAGGGUUCGUACUGGGGGGAAACACCAUGAAUAUGAGGAGAAUGGGAAUGUCUUUAAUCUGAGUUCUUGUCUUCAAGUUCAUCAGAAAAUCCACGCUGAAGAGAAACUAUACACAGAUGUGGAGUGUGAAAAGGGUUUCAUUUGUAGCUCAAAUCUUAACCUUCAGCACAGAGUUCACGUGGAGGAGAGUCCCUAUAAUUCUGAGGGCUGUGAUAAUGGCUUCGGUCUGGCCUCACAUUUUCAGGACCUUGAGAUAGUUCACACUAGGGAAGAACCGUGCAAACGUUAUACAUGUGGUAACAGCUUCAGCCCAAAUUCCUAUCUUCAAGGCCAUCAGAAAAUUCACAUUGGAGAGAAACCUUACAAGGAGUGUGGGAACGGCUUCAAUUGGAGUUCUAAACUUAAAAAUCAUCAGCGAGUCCACCCUGGAGAGAAGCCGUACAAGUGCAAUGCUUGUGGUAAAGGUUUCAGUCACAGGUCAGUUCUCAACGUCCAUCAGAGAGUUCACACAGGAGAGAAGCCUUAUAAAUGUGAAGAGUGUGAUAAGGGCUUCAGUCGGAGUUCGUACCUUCAAGCCCAUCAGAGAGUCCACACUGGAGAAAAACCGUACAAAUGUGAGGAGUGUGGGAAGGGAUUCAGUCGCAAUUCAUACCUCCAGGGCCACCAGAGAGUUCACACUGGAGAGAAACCAUACAAGUGUGAGGAGUGUGGGAAAGGCUUCAGCCGGAGUUCACACCUUCAAGGCCAUCAGAGAGUUCACACUGGAGAAAAACCAUUCAAAUGUGAGGAGUGUGGGAAGGGAUUCAGUUGGAGCUUUAAUCUUCAAAUCCAUCAGAGAGUCCACACAGGAGAGAAACCCUAUAAAUGUGGAGAAUGUGGUAAGGGAUUCAGUAAGGCCUCAACUCUUCUGGCCCAUCAGAGAGUUCACACAGGAGAGAAGCCAUACCACUGUGAUGAGUGCGGUAAGAGCUUCAGUCAGAGAUCGUACCUUCAAAGCCAUCAGAGUGUCCACACUGGAGAGAGACCGUAUAUAUGUGAGGUAUGUGGGAAAGGCUUCAGCCAGAGAGCGUAUCUUCAGGGUCAUCAGAGAGUCCACACUAGAGUGAAACCAUAUAAAUGUGAGAUGUGUGGAAAGGGCUUCAGCCAGAGUUCACGCCUUGAAGCACAUCGGAGGGUCCACACAGGGGGGAAACCAUACAAGUGUGAGGUGUGCACGAAGGGCUUCAGUGAGAGUUCACGCCUCCAGGCCCAUCAGAGGGUCCACACAGAAGGGAGGCCCUAUAAGUGUGAACAGUGCGGUAAGGGUUUUAGUGGGUUUUCAAGUCUUCAAGCUCAUCACAGAGUCCACACCGGGGAGAAACCAUAUAAAUGUGAGGUGUGCGGAAAGAGGUUCAGUCAGAGAUCAAACCUUCAGGCCCAUCAGAGAGUCCACACAGGAGAGAAACCAUACAAAUGUGACGCGUGUGGUAAGGGCUUCCGUUGGAGCUCAGGUCUUCUGAUUCAUCAAAGAGUCCAUAGUGGCGAUAAACUCUAUAAAAAUGAGUACGGUAAGGACUAUUCUUCAUCAGAGAAUCCAUACAGAAAUUAAGUUAUGUAAAAUGGUAUUAUCUUUUGGUUUGGUUUUGUUUUGAAGUCCUCAAAUGGGACCUGAAUUUUCCCAUUCACUGGAGUUCUUACAGUAGAAAAAGAAUUUCUUCUGUGAAAAUAUAAUGUUUUUACCCAACCUCAAUAUUUACAGUAGUCAGGAGACCAUACAGCAGCGACAUCUAAUGAGAGGGUUUCCAUAAGUGAUUUUGUCAUAACUGUAACAUCAGUGAUCACACGUGACUUUAACUAGGCACCAGGGCUUAUAAAAGAUAAGUGUAUGGUCAGAAAUUUAACAAAAAUACAGUGGUGAGUAUGCCUAAAUCCAUGUCCGCUGGAAUGUAAGCCUAGUGAGGAGCCUUGUUCACUGCUAAGUCUAAAAGCCAUGACAUCGCAUAACUCAGUGUAGGUGCUCAGUACUUUUGCUAGAUAACUAAAAGUGUGUAAAGGUAUCAUGUUUGAAAUUUUUAUUAAGUUCGUUCCCCCCUCCCCCCAAAAAAUUUUAAAUGUAUUUGGAGAAGGAAUCAUGCAAGUAACCUUAAUAUAAGCACUUCAGUUAGAUAUUAUUUGAAAUGUAGAACAUUGAGCAAUAUUGCAAUCUGAAAUUACAUAAAUUUGGUUGUAACCCUGUUGGGAUUGGCUGUUGUCCUUUGUCUCGUCUUAAGCAGGGAUGAGCUGAAUUUCUUACCAUUUGGUCUCUUUCUGUAUACCAUCAGUUUAAGUUUAGGGGUGUGUGUGUGUGUGUGUGUGUGUGUGUGUGUGUGUGUGUGUGUGUACACAUAUGUGCACUUUAAAUGACAAUGCAAACUGAUAAACAAUGUUUCUGGUUAACUUUGAAAAAACGGAACACUGCAUUUUACAUAAUCGAAUUUUUACUCCUGCUCUGUGUGUUAAGGCAAAAUUUUACUGUAAUAUUUGGAAAGUGUCAGAAAUGAUUACUAAUGAAAAAUACUUUCUUAAUAAAUGUCAAAAUUAUAAUAGUUGGUUUUUUAGUCUCCGUAUUUCCAUCAAAGUCCUUUUGAUCUGACUGAUUUCUAAGAGUUAUAGCCCUUGUCCAAUUUAAAGCUCCUUAGGCAAGACCCGUGACAAGUUUGGAGGACUUUUAUUUUGUCGAGUUCUCCAUCCCCACCCGUACUUCUCCCACUCACACAAAGAAAGGAAAAAUCUUGAAUUUUUCUAAAUAUUUUAUCAAACGUUGAUUAUGAAGAUAGGAUUGUCUUUUUCUUGGUAGCGUGUGUUCAAGAACAAUGUAUUCUGUUGGUGAGAGUGAAAAAUGUCUGUUAGAGAAGAAUCAUAUAAUAUAUGUCAAACUGUAAAACGUGCAUACCCAUCUGGAAAUCACAGAAUAAUAAUUUAUGAUAAAAUAGUGAGAAGGGAUGGGUACAGUGAGGGUAAUUUUUUUUUUGUUUAAUAAUUUUUAUUGUUUCAGUUAUGGCCAACGUACAGUAUUAUUCUACGAUCUUGGCCAGAACUCAAGGGUAAUUUUUGAACUGGAAAUAGGAGUUUGAAUAAGUUUCUCUAUGUUCCUAUAAGAUGGAACUCCAGAAAGUGUAGAAUUGAUCUAUAAUGAUAGAAAUGGAUCAUGCAUAGUGUUUAGUGAAAAUGUGCAUUGUACCUUCAUAAUACCCAGUACUUACAUCUAUACAUAUGUUUAAAUACAUGCUUAGAGAUAAUGUAUGAAAGAUUACUCACCGUCAUGUAUACAGUGGUUUUCUCUGGCAGGCAUUUUUGGCUUAGUCUUUUCUUUUUUAUACUUCAUUUAAAAACUUGACAGUUAACAUCGACCAAUUUUACCAAAGUAAUAAACUACUGAGUUAUUCGUCCCUAUAUGUAAGAACUCAUGCUGUCAUUGCUCUAUUUCACCAGAUAACAUUAAAGAAUAAAACCUCUGAAA